Messenger RNA from Corythoichthys intestinalis (scribbled pipefish), 4104 nucleotides. Its product is annotated as sodium channel and clathrin linker 1-like. The transcript is spliced from 15 exons. Gene Ontology annotation, cellular component: centriole. Bases 100 to 1776 code for a protein of 558 amino acids. The record is from RefSeq and is a predicted model, not a curated record. Gene Ontology annotation, biological process: cilium assembly; clustering of voltage-gated sodium channels. Lineage: Eukaryota; Metazoa; Chordata; Actinopteri; Syngnathiformes; Syngnathidae.
AAAUUGGGUGCCUCUUUUAAUAACACUUAUUUCAGGCUUCAUCUUUUAAAGUACAGUACAGUACUUUUAUAUUGGACAUUGCUGUGUAUACAGGUGACCAUGACGGAUAUAAAACUGAAGUUGGAAAGUGAUGCUGGGGAGACAGACUGGUUGCACAGAGAGCUGGUAGAGCCAAAUCAGCUUCAAUUGCUGUCAUUGACUUCAGGAGUUGAUAGUACCACUGUUGAGGAAAAUGAAAUUAUUGAUAACUAUGAGACUCAAGUCCAACAUUUUAAGCAGGAGUGGAUGCAGGUAACAGACUUGUGGCAAACAGCAUCGCAGGAGCUUGACCGGCUACAAGAGUUCUACGAUAAAAUAGUCACUAAUGGACUCAAUGCUGAUGUGACUGGACAACAGCUACAGGCAAACUGUAAUUUCUCAAAGACAAUGACGGGACACAGCACAGAGAUGGAGGAUUUACAAAACCAGCUCAGAACAACCAAAACUGAUCUGAGAACAGCCAUCGCCAAAGUGAAUGAGAUGACCCAACAGCUCCAGUCUCUUCAACAGCAGCUAAAGAGACAGGAGGAUGAAACAGAGGCCCGGAGUCGAGAGGAAGCGGCACAGAGAGAAAUCGAAGAGCUUCAGACAACCAUCAAGCAGCAAGAGACCAGAAUAAAAACUGUAUCUCAGGAGGCAGAGACUGCGCUGAAAGAUCAAACUAUGUGGGAAAAUACAGCAGGGAACCUAAAGGCCCGUUGUGCUGCUUUAGAACAGGAGAAGUUUGAAGGUUUGGACAAAGUGCGAGAAUGUGUGCAGAUGGCUGAGGAGGCAGCAUUGCAGAAGGAUGAGGCACAGUUAAGAGCAAAGCAGUUGACCCAGGAGCUUGAGAAGACAAAAAAGAGUUUCCAACAGUUGAUGCACGAUGCUUCUCUUUGUUCCAAUAAAGAGCUCAAUAUUAUGCGUCAGCAGUGCAACAAUGAAAUGCAAAGUAUGGCUGAAGAAUUGUCCCUGUUACAACUGGAAUGUGUGGACAAACAAUCUCAGCUUGAGAGAGCUAAUCGAGAGAGAAAAGCUUUGGAAGAGGACCUGGCAAAGAUGAAGAAAUGCAAGCUUGAAUACGAGCUUGGGAAAAUUGAUGCCCUUCAACAGAGGUGUCUAAAGGCAGAGCGUAUGAAGGAUGACUUAAGCAUCACUUUGCAAAGUACCCAAAGCAAACUAAAAGAAAUGGAAUUGGAGUACAGUGCAGAGUUGUCUCAUUGCCGGGACGAAGUGCAGCUGCUAAAGGGCUAUUUGACUGCAGCAAGAGAGGACUCUGUUAGAAUCAGCUGUGAGCGACUCCAGUUGCAACAAGAGAAUGUUCAAUUUCGCAGAGAGAUGGAUGAGCUGCACAAGGCUUUCUUGCUGGUCCAAAAGAAAGCCAAACAAAAGAUGACACAGAUGGAGCAAGAGCACAUCAUAAAAGAGAAAUUACUAAAAGAAAAGAUGGCUGAACUGGAGGAGAGCAGUUGCAACUCAAGUGCUGAUCUGAUGAGCCUUCUUACUGCACAGCAAAAAAGUAUCCAACGAUGGAAAGUGGAAGCACCAAAGAUGGUCAACGCUUUCGAAUCCAAAAUUAAAAGGCUGACAGAGCAGCUGAAUCAACACCAACAACAUUCAUAUGUGUUUCAGAAUCAGCUCACAAAAAACAACAAUACAAUUGUUGAGUAUGAGAGACAGCUUGCAGCGUUUCAAGAAAAAGCUAAUCUCCAGAGACAAAUCACCGAAUUUGAGGAGAGCACAGUGAUGCCUUCAUAACAGGUACGACUGAUGAUUAACACAGCACAUUGUAGUGAUAUGAUAUGACGACACUGCACUGUCCAUUUGAAUAAAGUAUAUUUGGUGCAAAGGUCAAAAUGACAACAACCCAACCUACAAUCAAUCUUCAUAUAGACUGUAUUUUACUUAACCAGAAGGAGGUUAUUUUAUGACUUUAUACGGCUGUGUUAACUUGUAAAAUACCUUUAAAUGGAAACAUAUGAAAGACCUAAUUACAAUGUUAAUGUUUCUGACCAAACAGGAAUUAAGUUAGCCCCAUUCAGUUCAAAUCGGGUAGUGCUUCUCUUGGCCUAAGACUAUUGCUUCAAAUAGUACAUUUUUUUAUUAUUGUAUGCUCUGUCCAAUAAAAACUAUUGAUAGUUUAUGAAUUUUUUAUGUUUGUGUAACUUAGAUUAAGAUCAGAUACAAUUUUAUGACCCAGUUUAUGCAGAAAGUGAACUGAAGGGUGCUUAAAUUAAUGCAGAUUCUGUUUAUUUUCUUUUCCCGGCAGCUGUGUUUUGUCAUCUCAGCUAGAGAAAACAAGUCUUGAAUCCUCUGAAGCCAAAACAGCCAGACUUGUGUGUUAAACAUAUUCCCAAUAAACACUAUGAAAUAACAAACUCCAGAUGUUUAUAACAUUGGUGUUCAAUGACUGAAAACUGUAGUCUUUCCAGUCCUCAGUUAUUACAGGACAAUUCCCAUAUGGACAGACCCCACACAAUCAUACAUGCACACACCGUGAAGUGAAUUGAAAGAAAUGAAUUCAAAUGAAAAGCAUUGUCUGAAGUUUUCCACCAAUCUUUUUAUAUGUGAUAUAGAAAAUCCAGAAAUGGGUAUAGAAAAUACAAAAAGGUGUGGAGUACAAUUUGCUAAAUUACGUCGUAGAAUAAAGCCAAAAUAAUGUUUCCCUAAUAUUUAAAGAAUGUUUACAUACUGAUGAAAGUGAAUGCAUGGAGCUCUAGGAAAUAGUGUACAUAAUGGAAAGGAUAUGUCAGUUUUUUAAAUGCUUAGGGUUUCCCCUUCCAUAGAUCAGACUCUGGCUGCUCCCAACCGUCCCCCAUGAUGCUUUGAAGGUGAAAAUCACCAAAAUAUUUCAGGGCGUGGCUAAAAGAAAAAGAGAUGGAAAAUAUAAUAUAGUGUAUACAGUACAUACAGUUCAUGUACAGUAACUGAAUUCAGAGCAUAAACGUCUACAUAGGUGUUUUCCGAUAUGCCAUAAUACUAGAUGUCAUAUAAAUUUGUAAAAGGUUUUAAACUUGGUAAAUGCUUUGCAGCCAAUUAAGAAUGUAGUUUGAGGAUAAAAAGAAAUAAUCCUGAUAUUCUCACUGCACAUAAUAAUGUGCAAUAAGUAGGCUGGCACAGUGGACACUUGGUUAUACAGUGGUACCUCAAUACACGAUCGCUUUGACACACGAUCUUUUUGACAUCCGAAGUAAAAUUUCACUCACCUUUUGUUUCUACAUCUGACAACAUGCUCGAAAUACUACCAUUUAUGACAGCGCCGGUGUUACUUCCGUUUUCCUGCAAGACGGACGCAUGGCGGAUUUGCUUGAGAGAGAAAUCAACACGGGUUCCAAAAAGGUUAGUGCAGGUGGUAAAAAAGGAAAAAGGUGACGCUUACCAGUGAAGUAAGGAUGUAAAUGAUAAAAAAAAAAAAAAAAAAAGAUGAGCGUGGUGUGUGCGGCCGUCAACUGGCUCAACAAUACGGCCGUAGAAUGAUCUCAACGGUCCUGUUGAUAGCCAGUCUAUAUAUGAACUAAGGUGACAAUUAUUACUGCGGUAACAUCACCAAAAAAAUCGCCAGCUUUGUCAGGUUUUUAAUCAUUUGUUUCAGAACCUGUGCAACACAACAUGCCUACUGUCCGCCGCAGUUGACGCCAAUUCCCCAACAAAACAAAAAAAAUCUCACUGCCACGUCAGCCACGGGGUGCGUUCAGGUACAGCACGCAAAACACAUCCGCCACAUUAGAACCCGAUUUGUUACAUUAUUAUAUUAAUUAUUAUUAUUAUUAUAAGGUAUUAUUAUUCCGAUUUUUAUUGAUAAUUUGUUUUGCUAUGUAUAAUUGACAUUUGUAAUAGUACCAGCAGUAUUUAUAAAGGAUUAAGUGUCGGUUUUCGGGCUGUGGAACGAAUUAAUGGAAUUAUAAUGUAUCGUUUUGGGAAAUUCCUGCUCAACAUACGACCAUUUCGACUUACAAACAAGGUCCUGGAACUAAUUAACUUCAUAUGUAGAAGUACCACUGUAAUUGCAUCAUUAUUCUGUUGUAAAUUCUGUCAAAUUGGAUGGAUGGAUGGAUGGAUGGAUGGAUGGAUGGAUGGAUGGAUGGA